Messenger RNA from Microthlaspi erraticum, 1119 nucleotides. The record is from the annotation of a GenBank genome assembly. NCBI's taxonomy places the organism in Eukaryota, Viridiplantae, Streptophyta, Magnoliopsida, Brassicales, Brassicaceae.
AUGGCGGCAACUCAAGGGGUGGCUCAGCCAUCGGCGAAGAAACGUAGCUUCCUCCUCCGUGACAUCUUCAAACUUUGCCGAUCUAUCUCAAGGGUUUUGCCUCGUGACAAGCCUCAUCAUCAUCAUACACAUAAGCAUAAUAAACACGAGCGAAAGCUUCACGUCGAAUCCAAACGUCAUGAAGAACACAAAUUCAACGCCCCUAUUGACCCUCCCGUCUUCAGUUUCCAGGAAGCGAAUGCGGCAACGGGUAAUAAGGUGGAAGGUGUGAGUCUUUGCAAGGUUCGUAGCUAUAGAUUCGACAACGCGAGUUUCGUUGGGAGCAAGAAGCCAUUAUCAUCUCUUUCAAGAAGUUGUAGCAGGAACACGGCCACAUCCGCCGCCACAACCACGGCCAAUCUGAAUCCGGCAAUGAGGAGUUUAUCAUUUAUAGGGAGAAGCAAAAGCAUCAGCAACAGGACGGAUUCAGCAGCUGGAUUUAUGCCGACACUUAUGAGAUCGUCGACGACCACGGUCCCAAGAAGCUUUGCUAACCCGAUCUUGUACUCUAGCUCAUCCGAGAAAGUAGCUAAACCUCAACCAACGGAGAAGAAACUAAGCUGCACGCUCGAGGAGCUUUGCAACGGUUGCACCAAGAAGAUCAAGAUCAAGAGAGAUGUUAUUACAACUUCAGGGCAAAUGAGCGAGGAGGAAGAGACGGUGGAGAUAAAGGUAAAACCGGGAUGGAAAGGAGGAACGAAAGUGACGUUCGAAGGGAAAGGAAACGAAGCGAUGGCGAGUGUACCGGCUGAUUUGACAUUCGUGAUAGUGGAGAAAGAGCAUUCAGUGUUUACAAGAGAAGGAGAUGACCUAGAAAUGGAGGUGGAGGUCUCUCUACUCGAAGCAUUGACUGGUUUCGAGUUCUCUGUUGCUUUGCCUGAUGGUGACAACAUAAGUUUGAGGAUAGAAGAUAUCAUUCACCCUGGUUACGUCACAGUGAUUCAAGGCAAAGGUAUGCCGAAUCCAAAGGAGAAAGGGAAGAGGAGAGGUGACUUGAGAGUUCGGUUUCGGACUAAGUUCCCGGAACAGCUUACAGAUGAUCAAAGAGCAGAGAUUCACAGCAUUCUUGAAGAUUCUUGA